Molecule: messenger RNA, 672 nt
Organism: Miniopterus natalensis
Lineage: Eukaryota; Metazoa; Chordata; Mammalia; Chiroptera; Miniopteridae
Gene: GUCA1B
Product: guanylate cyclase activator 1B
Biological process (GO): visual perception
Cellular component (GO): photoreceptor inner segment; cone photoreceptor outer segment
Molecular function (GO): calcium sensitive guanylate cyclase activator activity; calcium ion binding
Source: RefSeq, a predicted model, not a curated record
AUGGUGAAGAGGCUGGUUGAGCAAAGGAAAGGGAGCAAGAGGACCCUAACCCAAGGAGUCAAUCAGCAGAAGCCCAGAGGAGACAGAGCCUUGCUCCCUGCAGGGCCUGGGGGCCAGGAUGGGGAGCAGUUCAGCAGGGAGGAGGGGGAGGCAGCCGAGGUGGAUGUGGUGGAGCUCCAGGAGUGGAACAAGGAGUGCCCCAGCGGCACGCCCUUCAUGCACGAGUAGCGCUUCUUCAAGGUCACAGGCAAUGAGGCCACCCAGUACGUAGAGGGCACGUUUCGAGCCUUCGACAAGAACAGGGACGACACCAUCGACUUCCUCUAGUAUGGGGCAGCCCUGAACGUGGUGUUGGGCACCCUGGAGCACCUGAAGUGGACCUUCGAGAUCUACAACAAGGACCGCAACGGCUGCAUCGACCGCCUGGAGCUGCUCGACAUCGUAGAAAUCAUUUACAAGCUGAAGAAAACCUGCAGGGUGGAGGUGGAGGCGGAGAAGAGCCGAGCCAGUAACAGGGGCAGGGGUGGGGCAGAGGUGGUGGCCUGCACCUUAGCACCCCCGCUUCCUGGCCCUGUGACCUUGGGCAAAGCCCUCUUCCUCUCAACACCUGGUGUCCUCAUCUGUAAGCUGGGUUCAGAGAGGACACCACGAAAUAACAAAGGAUGUCACUAG